Messenger RNA from Strongylus vulgaris, 264 nucleotides. Lineage: Eukaryota; Metazoa; Nematoda; Chromadorea; Rhabditida; Strongylidae. The record is from the annotation of a GenBank genome assembly.
AUGGAAGGACAAAUCAGGGCCGUACGACUUAAGGCUCAACACACAGAACAGAAAGACGAAUCUUUCAAGUACCUAGGAUGUCGCAUCUCCGGCGAAAGAGGAUUUCAUGAGCUAAUGGCCAGGGCAAACGCAACUUGGAUGGAAUGGAGAGCCUUUACCGGAGCUCUAUGUAAUAAGCAAAUGCCAAUGCAAUUCAAGUUCCGAAAAUAUGGUGCUGUGUUCCGUCCAACAGCUAUGGCAGUGAUGGCCAAUCACAAGAAAUGA